Molecule: messenger RNA, 955 nt
Organism: Laccaria bicolor S238N-H82
Lineage: Eukaryota; Fungi; Basidiomycota; Agaricomycetes; Agaricales; Hydnangiaceae
Exons: 5
Coding region: 425-787 (120 amino acids)
Source: RefSeq, a predicted model, not a curated record
GUGGGACAUGAGAACGCAGAUGGGUUGCAUACUUAUGUUGUCGGAAGGAUCGUUCAGACGAAAAACACCGCGGUUAGUAAGAUUCGAUUAGAAAUGGACUUGAUGUAUUUCUACAUAGCUCGCCGAUAUCGAUGCCUCAUUGUUCCUGCAUGUUUUCUCACUGCCAGAAGCUAGCAAUCUCCGUUCCUGCACCCGCUGCUAUCACCCCGGCGGCUGUGACAACACUGAUCUUCUCAGGUCAGGACAAUAAGCUGAACGUGGCAACUUUUUGGUUCUAUUCUUCUGCCUGUAACCUCGACGUGCUGUCCGCGUCUUAAGCUCCUCAGCUGACGACACAUUGUGCUGCCUCGUUUCUUCGUGUACCUCGGCCAUUUGUCUCUAUAUUUUAUCCACUACGCUUCGGCCGGUUCGAUAAGCACCCGUCAUGCCUUCACACCUUCAAAGUUAUGAUAUUCUCCUCGAUCUCACAAACGAUAUGCACGACUCCGUUUCAAUCCAGCUUUUACAGGACUACGGACGCGGUAUGGGUGCAGUCGUUUUAUUAAGUCCAACAGAAACGGUCACUCUCGUGCUCGAGUCUGGGUCUGCUUAUCGAUAUGCAGUAAAGUCGCGCACCAAGGUCGCCAAUGUUACCGCACGAUCGUGGCGAGACACGCAUUGCUAUAUCUCCCACUUGUUCAGCAGCAGACCAUCGGAAUCAACGGCAGACCUAGAUCAUCCCGUCAACGGAAUUAGUGUUGAUCGUCUCUGGCGUGAUCAUCGAUUUUGUGUAUGGGCAGAGUCAUGACAUUGAAAAAAAAAGGCACCCAAGAGUAUCCCUACCCUCGGCAACACGUCUUGCAUUCUACGCCACGGUCAUCAUGGACAAUUUUUUGUAAUGUAUUUUGUAACUAUUGAUCUAUAGAGCCUCAUGGUAGCAGCAUGUGCUGAUACUUAAUCGAAUUAUUACCUACCA